GUUCAAUUAUUCACCAGUUUAAUUGUCUUGGACAAUGACGCCCCAAAUAGAGUGGUAUAAUCUAACAAUGAAUUAUCAGUAUCUCGCAAAAAAUGCACAUUACUAGCAGUAUUGAUUACUGGUAAAUCGAUCAUUACCCUUGUUUUUACAUUGUUUGUUUAAUAAAAAAUUAAAAAAAUGUUUUUUAUAAUUCGGUCUGGUAUAGACAUCAUUCACUACUUUCAUGCCCGAAUUAAGCUACAGUUCACGUGAAGUCGGGAUACACUGAAUGAAAGUCUAUUAUUUCAAGCAUAGAACUUUGUCCUAGUAGAUUGUUGCCAGAAGUGAUGAAUUGCAGAAAAUUGGGGUUGCGAAGUUCGACCUGUCAAAUAAGGGCAACAAAAACCGUUUUUCUCCUCAUCCAUAUUCCCAAUAGUUUUACGCAUGCCAAGCGGUUACUGGGCCCAUAACCUAAAGUGUUUUGGGACAAAAUUCGAUCAUGGCCGAUGAUUACCUACCUAAAUAAAUAAUGAAAUACGAGGACAAAAAGAAAAACCAAAAUGUCUUUUUGUAAUAGAAAAACAAAACUAUACUUAUAUAAAGCUACUACAAAAGCAUGGACGUUGUCAUGGGGGGCAAUCAGGGACGCAGGUUUGCACUCAACAAUAUCACAUUUCAAAAGCUUACAAAAUUGAGGUGCAACUAAGUUUAAUAAUCUAAUGUAAAAUGGAUGUGUGCUAGUUUCUUACAUUGAUAUUUCUUGAGCAAUAAAGAGCAGAUACAGCUACAACGCAAUGGUUUCUGUAUACUUUCUCCUGGUCAAGCGUCAUUGCUUCUACUUACUUUAGCAAGGAGAAGUAAAUUCAUAAAUUUCACGCAUUGUGAAAGUUGAUAAAUUAAAGGAUUUUUAAAUAUAAGAAGCCACAAUUAGCUUUCUGUCCGCUGAUCCCAACGAAUUUUGGGUGGUCUCUAUACUUAUUUGCCAAAUGCCAAAAUUUUACAUCUGCCGAAAUUGAUGAAUCAAGUCUUUUGUGUACAAAAUGACCACAAUUUUUAUAUUCAACGGAUUGGGUUAGAAAACGCUCAAUUUUUGGAAAGCUAAUAAUUUUGUAUUUAAAGAUUAAACCUUCCCCCGCCAUUAGGACCAGAGUUGCUUCCUGGACUAUUUGUGUCUCUCUCAAAUUUUGUACAAGUUUUCAAAGCCUACUUUGUCAGGAGUUGAAAUAGGAUCUUGGUCUUAUAUAAUGUCAAAACGUUUUAACUAUUUUUAAGUGUAAACUGAAGCAAACCAAUAUGGAUGAAAACGAAAGGUUAUUAAAAACGGCGAUUAAUUUGCACUAUCAUGAUCGUCCCAAUAUUUUACUUACGGCUUCCCAAAUUAUUCAGGAGUAUUGUAAUGGCGAACAAACGUGUGAUAAGUAUUGCGAGGUGCUCCAAAAGCUGCGCGAUCUAAUGUCCGAUCUACCAGAAACAAUUUUGCUGUAUUUUCUGACGACCAUACCUGAUUCAGAUUUGAUUGACGAUGCUAGUCCUCCGCCACUAAUCGGUCUUAUGAAACAAAUCAGACUGCGCCUUAUAGAAAGUAUCAAAUCUGUAUUAAGCGAAUAUAUAACUAACGCAAUCUCCCCUUUAAAUCCUAUUAAACAAACUGAAUCAAGUUUGGAACAAGGAAACGAAUUGGAAGGCGAAAUUCUAAAGAGCGAUGAUGGACAGUUUGGUAAUGUAGAAAAUCGAGCUGUUGAUGAUAAUGGAGUUGUUGAAAUCAUGGAUUCUGAAUCAUGUGUUGCAGGUAACCCACCUGAAAAAUCUUUUGAGAGAUUGGUAGACAUUUGUGCCGAGUACGUGAUAGCCAACUUGGACAACUUGAAUCAGCUAUACGAGAGAAAAAGGGAUUUAGCGUGGACCAAAAUCAACGCAAACUCUUAUACUGUACAAGAUCAACAGAUGUGCUACAGCACUUUGCAGGAUAUAAACAAGAAACGAAACUGGUUACGUUUGAUCGAAUCUGGGUACGUAUCUGGCGAAGAACUUCUGAGUUACUAUGGAGAAAGUGAAAUUUUAUUACGAGGACAUUUAUUUGGGAAAAUGUCGUACUGUAAUAGCACACAAGAUGAGGAAUUAUUAAUGGACGCGAUUCGUGAAUAUGUAUCAAAUCCGUUGUAGGGCAAAUGUUAAUAAACGCAUUUAAAAAAAU
Molecule: messenger RNA, 2173 nt
Organism: Photinus pyralis (common eastern firefly)
Lineage: Eukaryota; Metazoa; Arthropoda; Insecta; Coleoptera; Lampyridae
Exons: 4
Coding region: 1273-2142 (289 amino acids)
Source: RefSeq, a predicted model, not a curated record